Messenger RNA from Lotus japonicus, 913 nucleotides. RefSeq lists its product as uncharacterized. The coding region runs from base 90 to 791 and encodes 233 amino acids. The record is from RefSeq and is a predicted model, not a curated record. Lineage: Eukaryota; Viridiplantae; Streptophyta; Magnoliopsida; Fabales; Fabaceae. The transcript has 2 exons.
CGUAUUUGCACACUUGAGAAUAAAGGAGAGUAGUGACACAAGUUCAAGAGGAGGAAGAGCAAGGUCACUACAAUAUAUAUCAAAAUUUGAUGAUGGAAUGGAGGAAGUGCUAUUUGGAUGUGAUAUUGGUUCCCUUGGGAUUGCUUAUAAGCAUUUGUUACAAUUUCUGGUUGUGGCAUAAGGUUCGAACUCAGCCACACACAACCACUGUUGGCAUCAAUUCCAGUGGCCGUAGAAAUUGGGUUAAUGCCAUAAUGAAGGAUAAUGAAAAGAAAAACAUCCUGGCCGUUCAAUCACUGAGGAACACAAUCAUGGGAGCAACCCUAAUGGCCACAACCUCCAUUCUCCUCUGCUCAGGUUUAGCAGCAGUUAUAAGCAGCACCUACAGCGUGAAGAAGCCACUCAACGACGCAGUUUAUGGCGGUCACGGCGAGUUCAUGAUAGCACUGAAAUACGUUACUCUGCUCACAAUCUUCCUCUUCUCAUUCUUCUGCCACUCCCUGUCCAUAAGGUUCUUGAACCAAGUCAACUUCUUAAUCAACACCCCUCAAGAUCCAAUGUCAUUGGUUACCCCUGAAUAUAUAAGCCAGAUCUUGGAGAGAGGUUUCGUUCUCAACACUGUGGGGAACAGGCUCUUCUAUACAGGGCUUCCUCUUUUGCUUUGGAUCUUUGGCCCUGUGCUGGUGUUCCUGUCCUCUGUCACGAUGGUUCCAGUGCUUUACAAUCUUGAUGUUGUGUUCUUUAGUGGGAAGGGAAAGAUGGACUUGAACCAAAAGGGGGAUUUUGUUUGAAUAAAAAUGUAACAUAUCUAUCUAUAUAUAUUAUAAAGCAAAAUCACUCCAAGAAAAAACCUUCCACGUGGCAUCACUACAAGAAUUCUGCUAUGAGGGUGAUUUUAGGAGCUUUUAUGCCA